Messenger RNA from Vombatus ursinus (common wombat), 2149 nucleotides. RefSeq names its product solute carrier family 13 member 3 (gene SLC13A3). The record is from RefSeq and is a predicted model, not a curated record. The transcript is spliced from 13 exons. Gene Ontology annotation, biological process: citrate transport; monoatomic anion transmembrane transport. NCBI's taxonomy places the organism in Eukaryota, Metazoa, Chordata, Mammalia, Diprotodontia, Vombatidae. Gene Ontology annotation, cellular component: membrane. The coding region runs from base 81 to 1757 and encodes 558 amino acids. Gene Ontology annotation, molecular function: citrate transmembrane transporter activity; sodium:dicarboxylate symporter activity; succinate transmembrane transporter activity.
UGGCCACUCCGCUGGUGCUGCUGCCCAUCCCCUUCAGCCUCCCGCCCCAGGAAGGAAAAUGUCUCUUUGUCAUCCUGCUGAUGGCACUCUACUGGUGUACAGAGGCCCUGCCCUUGUCGGUGACUUCUCUGCUCCCCAUCAUCCUCUUCCCCUUCAUGGGCGUCUUGCCCUCCAGCAAAGUCUGCCCCCAGUAUUUCCUGGACACUAACUUUCUCUUCCUCAGUGGGCUAAUCAUGGCCUCUGCCAUUGAGGAAUGGAACCUGCACCGGAGAAUUGCCCUAAAGGUGCUGAUGUUCGUUGGGGUCCAGCCAGCCAGACUCAUCUUAGGAAUGAUGGUGACCACCUCCUUCUUGUCCAUGUGGCUCAGCAACACGGCCUCCACCGCCAUGAUGCUCCCCAUUGCCAAUGCCAUUCUGAAGAGUCUGUUUGGGGAGAAGGAAGCUGUCAGAGACCUUGGCUGGGAGAACGAAGAGAAUAUGGCUGCUGUCCAGAGAAAUGGCCUGUGCACCAUCCCCACUGAGAUGCAGUUUCUGGCCAGCACAGAGGACAAAGGCCUACCAGAGGAUGUUGAGGCCUCACCAGAGAUGGCCACUGACACAAAGAAGGAGGAGGAGUACCGAAGAAACAUCUGGAAGGGCUUUCUCAUCUCCAUCCCCUACGCAGCCAGCAUUGGAGGCACAGCUACCCUCACUGGCACCGCCCCCAACCUCAUCUUGCAGGGCCAGCUGAAGAGCUUUUUCCCACAGUGUGACGUGGUGAACUUUGGAUCCUGGUUUGUAUUUGCCUUUCCCCUCAUGCUGCUUUUCCUGUUCACCGGCUGGCUCUGGAUCUCCUUCUUAUACAGCGGCAUCAGUAUAAGGGGCUGGAGGACAAAAAAAUCAGAAAUCCGAGCAGAUGCUGAAGCUCGAGCCCGAGCUGUGAUAAGGGAAGAUUACCAAAAUCUGGGCCCAAUCAAGUUUGCAGAACAAGCAGUCUUCUUCUUCUUCUGUUUGUUUGCCAUUCUGCUUUUCACCAGGGACCCAAAGUUCAUCCCUGGCUGGGCCAGUCUGUUUUCCCCUGGAUUUCUUUCUGAUGCUGUCACAGGCAUCUCUAUCGUCACGGUGCUGUUCUUCUUCCCAUCCCAGAAGCCAGCUCUCAAAUGGUGGUUUGACUUGAAAGCUCCCAACACGGAGAUGGAGCCCCUGCUGACAUGGAAGAAGGCCCAAGAGGCGGUGCCUUGGAACAUCAUCCUCUUGCUGGGUGGGGGCUUUGCAAUGGCUAAAGGAUGCGAGGAGUCAGGGCUGUCAGCAUGGAUAGGUGGGCAGCUGCAUCCCUUGGAGAAUGUGCCACCAGCCAUUGCAGUCCUGCUUAUCUCUGUGGUGAUCGCCUUCUUCACUGAGUUUGCCAGCAACACAGCCACCAUCAUCAUCUUCCUCCCGGUCCUUGCUGAACUGGCCAUCCGCCUCCAAGUCCAUCCCCUGUACCUGAUGAUCCCAGGCACGGUCGGCUGCUCCUACGCUUUUAUGCUCCCGGUGUCAACGCCCCCCAACUCCAUUGCCUUUGCUUCUGGACAUCUGCUGGUCAAAGACAUGGUACGAACAGGCUUCCUGAUGAAUCUCGCAGGCGUUUUGCUGCUUAACUUGGCCAUGAAUACGUGGGCCCAGAGCGUCUUCCAGCUGGGGACCUUCCCAGCGUGGGCAGAGGACCACUCAAGCAAUGUGACCACACUGCUCCUUGACAAGUACAACACCACUCUUCGACCUCUCCUCAAUGUCUGAGCCCCUCCCAGUGGGGUUGCUUGAAGGACUCACUUGGAAUGGGGCCCUUCCCAUCCCAGCCAGGCCCUCCCAGAGGGCAUCUCCCACACCUGGUGCUCAUCUCCAACUGGCUAGCCAAGCAAUUUUGUUUCUGAUCAAAUAACUACCAGGUGAAGAAAACCUUCGGGACUCCCGCAGAGGACAUAUUCCUCCUCUACCACCGCUCUCCACUCCAGCCCCCGACUCUCACAUUAUAGGACACAGCUACAUUUUGGACCAGAUAUUCCAGGGAGCUACUUCCUUUACCCCCAAGGUCUCCCAUUAGUAUUCAGUUGAGACUUAUUUCUGUAGGCCUCAGCAGCUGUUGAAGGAUUUGGGUUACAAGAAAUCUUCUUUCUAUGCCCCUCCAUGGU